Molecule: messenger RNA, 1708 nt
Organism: Magnolia sinica
Lineage: Eukaryota; Viridiplantae; Streptophyta; Magnoliopsida; Magnoliales; Magnoliaceae
Product: F-box protein At4g00755-like
Exons: 6
Coding region: 16-1443 (475 amino acids)
Molecular function (GO): protein binding
Source: RefSeq, a predicted model, not a curated record
UUUCACACGUGCAGCAUGUUGACACGUGUUCGACGACGGUACCCAAAUCCAUCGUGCAUUACCAUUCUACCUCCCCAUUCUCAUCCUUCCUUCUUCGUCUUUCUCCAUCCUUCCAAACGCCUGUCGGUGGGGGGCAAUAAUCGCUCUCUCGAAUGCUCUCCUUCUCGUAGGCUUUUCAUUUUCUCUUCUUCUUCUUCUUCUUAUUUUUAUUUUAUUUUUUUCGUUUUUUUCCUUUCAUCGCUUGGAAUCUGCUUCCAGAAAAAGAUUUUGAGUGGAGAAGGGAUCGGCUUCAGUGAAAUGGAGAAUUGCUACGACUUCUUGGAGUGGCUUGGACCCGACAAUUCGGUUAACGUGCUGUUGUGUUUGGAUGAACCGUCUGAUCUUGUUCGGACGAGUUUGGUGUCACGCUCAUGGCGCCAAUUCGUGAUUGAAAAUGGUUUCUGUAAGAAAUUAUGCCUCAGAAUGCAUCCAGAAAUUUCACGUUUCACUCGGGUUAUUGAAGUAAGCAACUCAACAGAGCCUAUAGAAGUCAGUUCCAGCAAUGCUUUAGAAUGGGAAAGCCUGGAAAGAGAACAUCGCAUCUAUGCUGGUCUAGCUCACAGUAUCAUGUCUUCCGAUACAAACAAGGCCUGCAUUGAUAAGUGGAUUAGUGCUUCCAGCACUGACAACUAUCCUGAGGAGAGCAUUGAGAAUACGUUGAUACCAAAUGAAAAAGUGGAUGGGAGGCCUUCUUAUUGGUCGAGUGAAGGAGAAAAAGAUCCUGAGGUGCCUGAGACACUAACAUAUAGAUUGAUCUCCAAUUUAUGUGUUGUUAGUGAAGUCAACAUACAGCCUUUCAAAGCAUAUUUUCAGCAUGGUGAUCCUAUAUAUUCAGCUAAAGCUGUGCGUUUUAGGAUGGGACAUCCCAAGUCAUUUCUGGACGUGAAAAGCAGUAUCAUGGAUGCCUUUGCGCCUGGUCAGAGGUCUGAUAAUGAUGACUAUGUCUGGACAUACAUUUCACCAGAAUUUCCAAUGGUACAGGAGAACCGUUUGCAGACAUUCAAGCUACCUCAGCCUGUUAUCUGCAUUGGUGGAAUUCUGCAGAUUGAGCUGUUGGGUAGGGUUCAGCAACAAGAAAUGGACAAUUUAUACUACAUAUGUGUCUGCCAUGUUGAAGUCGUUGGACGGUCACUGUCACCUGCAUUCGACAUCGAUAUCCUGGACUUCCCAGGAAACUGGGUCUUGAAGUACUUCCCAGAAGCUGAAAAUUGUGACACUCCUAAACAAACUGCCCAAGACGAGGGUUCUGGGUCCUCUGGCUGGCAUGCAUUAACAGCUAGAAUCAGGCAGAUAAGAGCUGGAAGAGUGUGGGACCGGGUUGUGAUUCUGAAUUCAUUGCUAGGGAAUGUAGAUGCUGUCGACAACGAUGACAGCAAUGAAUCAGAUGAAGAACUGGUUGCCUGAUCCUGAUAUAUUUCAACUGAAUAAUGUUGCUCAGGACCACAGUGCUGUCUAUUUCUGGUGGACUGCGGCUUCCUUAAAUGACAUCACUUAAGACUCGGGGAGAACAAUAUCUGAUUUGGGUUGUUGGUCAAAAACUGCAUGCGGCACUGCUUUUCUUAUCUUUAAAUUUCACCGUGCCCGUCUGCCCAGUGACUCUUGUAAAAUCUAACCUUGCUCUCAGAUUUUAUGGAACAUGAAAAGGCUGCUGUGAACCAGUUUAGUGGUA